Messenger RNA from Saccoglossus kowalevskii, 1404 nucleotides. Its product is annotated as lariat debranching enzyme B-like. Gene Ontology annotation, biological process: mRNA splicing, via spliceosome. Gene Ontology annotation, molecular function: RNA lariat debranching enzyme activity. The record is from RefSeq and is a predicted model, not a curated record. Gene Ontology annotation, cellular component: nucleus. Lineage: Eukaryota; Metazoa; Hemichordata; Enteropneusta; Harrimaniidae.
AUGAAAAUUGCUAUAGAAGGCUGCGCCCAUGGGGAACUAGAGAAAAUCUACGCUACGAUUCAAGUUUUAGAAAAGAAAGAAGGUGUAAAAGUGGAUUUAUUGUUGUGUUGUGGUGAUUUCCAGUCUGUUCGGAAUGACUCUGAUUUACAGUGUAUGGCUGUACCACCUAAGUACAGAGAAAUGGCUUCAUUUUACAAAUAUUAUUCCGGUGAGUUGACUGCUCCUAUAUUAACGAUAUUCAUCGGAGGGAAUCAUGAAGCAUCCAAUUAUUUAUCUGAGUUACCUUAUGGUGGAUGGGUGUGUCCUAAUAUAUAUUAUAUGGGUUUUGCCAGUAUCGUAAAGUAUGGUGGUAUUCGUAUUGGUGGUCUGUCAGGUAUAUACAAACACCAUGACUACAAGAAAGGCCAUUUUGAGAAACCUCCCUUCUCUCCAGAUACUAUGCGUAGUAUUUACCACAUAAGAAAUUUAGAAGUUUUCAGACUUAAACAGAUCAAAGAUUCAUUGGAUAUCAUGAUGUCACAUGACUGGCCAAGAGGUAUUUAUCACUAUGGCGACACGGAUUCACUGUUACAAAGAAAACCUCAUUUCUCUGGAGAGAUAGAAACAAAGAGAUUAGGUGAGUUGUCCUCUGAGGAUGACAAUAUUACAGGGCCAAAGGUCACCAGAUUUCUUGCCUUAGACAAAUGCUUGCCACACAGAGACUUUUUGCAGGUUGUAGAUAUUGAUAAUUGUGAACCAUUAGAGUUGUCAUAUGAUGCAGAAUGGUUGGCUAUAUUGAAAUCUACCAAUCAUUUAUUGAGUACUACAGAACAUGCAAGUAAUAUGCCAUUCCCUGGAUUACCAGCAAGAUGGGAUUUUACUGUAACUGAAGAGGAACUGUCUACAGUCAGAGAAUUAUUUAAUGAAGAUCUGAAAAUUCCUCUUAAUUUUACAAAAACUGUACCAGUGUAUGAUCCAAGCUUGACCCCAAACUUUAGAAACUCAAGACAACCUCCUGCGUGUGUCAACCAUCAAACAACAGAAUUCUGCCAAAAGCUGGGCAUCGCAGAUCCAAAUGCCCUGAACUGUAACCACGGUGUUGAAGAUAUAAAACCUCCUCCUGAAAAAACAGAUAAUCCAGAUGAGAUAUCUAUUGAUGAGGCAGAUAGCAACGGAAGUGCAUCAUCACCAUCACCAUCUUCAUCAUCAUCAUGUAGUUUAGAUGAAGAUAUAAUUUUAGCUACAGAAGUGGACACUGAAGCCAACCUAUCUAGUAUGUCAGAAGAGCUUUUGUCAAACACAGAUGGGGACACUGAGGAUAGUGAUAUGAAAAGAACAUCUGAGGAUGAACCCUGUCAGAAAGGACCAAAAAAAUUUAAACGACGAAAUCAUAAAAUCUACGAAGCCAGAGAGAAAGAUGAUUAG